AAAAAACUCUUUGAAUUCGUUACAAAAAUGUACUAUUUUGAGUUACAGAAUAUUUUCUGGCUUUUUGGAUUUAAUUUUCGAAUCAAAAAACGAUUCGAAAAUCAAGGCUUCAUUCGAUUUUCAUGGCUAAUUUUUUGUUUAUGUAAUUGGGUUCACUUCGUGAACGGCUACGAAUAUCAAAAAAAAUUGGACGAUUGGAAUUGUGAUCCAAAAAAUAUUAUUGGAGCAGUAACAUCCUUGGAUCCAAAUAGUAAUUUAGGAUCGGGAAGAAAAGAUGAGGAUAGUGAUAUUGUUAAUAUCAAAUCGUAUAUUUUUUGGCUAACAUGGUUUGGUUGGUUUAUGGGUGCCGUACUUUGUUUAGGUCUUUUAAAAGGUAUUUUAGGAUUAUUAAUUCCACGUAUUGGCAUCUGGGGAAUGGAUAAAAUUACUCCACAUCCACAUGUGUUAUGCGAAUAUCGAGAGAAAAGUUUGAAUGGUCGAUGUGUAAUGCAUGACGAUAGCGGCUGGCCUAUACAUCCUGAUACGUUCGAGAAAACUGUUCGAGUUUUAUCACUGCCAGUUGAAUUCUUGAUGAAUAUCAUUUUCUUCAUAGCAUUUCCAUUAAUACAUGUAGCAAAAGUUUUCUGGUUAAUCGGACACUGUUGUAAAAAACAAGAACCACAAGACUGUUAUUGUGAAUGGGUUAAUACCAAUUGUUGUGACUGUAACGCUGAAACAAGACAUCUUCUACGUCGAAAAAAAUCAAAAAUCAGUAAUAAUUUCGAAACUAAUUUAGCUUCGAAAUCAAAAAAUGGUGUAAGAAAGGGUAGAACGCAGGAUAAUGAUGUAACCGCUGAAAGUGAUGAACCAACAUCCUACGAUGAGACGCACAACGAUCAAGAAAAUGAGGAUACGAAAUAUGUUUUAAAUGAAUUAAGCAAAAGCAAAUUGACGUUAAAUAAUCAUCCGAGCAACAAGUUUUCAAUUUUAAAUGAACGCUGUGAUCAACAUUGUCCAAAUUCUGGUCAACGAUAA
Messenger RNA from Chrysoperla carnea, 1014 nucleotides. RefSeq lists its product as uncharacterized. The transcript is spliced from 6 exons. Lineage: Eukaryota; Metazoa; Arthropoda; Insecta; Neuroptera; Chrysopidae. The record is from RefSeq and is a predicted model, not a curated record. The coding region runs from base 28 to 1014 and encodes 328 amino acids.